Wallemia ichthyophaga EXF-994 is the source of this 618-nucleotide messenger RNA. RefSeq lists its product as uncharacterized. The record is from RefSeq and is a predicted model, not a curated record. The transcript has a single exon. The coding region runs from base 1 to 618 and encodes 205 amino acids. NCBI's taxonomy places the organism in Eukaryota, Fungi, Basidiomycota, Wallemiomycetes, Wallemiales, Wallemiaceae.
AUGUCAGUAUUAGAUCACCCAAUAGAAUUCCUCCCAACUUCAAUUGAUAAAGAUAAAUAUGAAAAUAUUCAGAUGCCUAAGAGGAGAUUGAAGAGGCUUUCCUUGUUGAGUGGUGGGAGUAGUGGUGGGAGUAGUGGUAUAGCGAGUACCAGUGCUCGUACUAGUGCCAGCACCACCAAACACAAACCAAGUACAAGCACAAGCACAAGCACAGAUGCGGAAUCACUCAUAAGUUUAUCACGUCCAAGUAACGACAGCAGUAACGCACCAAUAACUCAACCAAUGACACUAUUCGAUCAACACGCUCCACUUUUAUCUCGAAUAGCGCAUAAGGAGACAAUCAUUAAUGAUUUACAAGAUGAGCUCGAUAUGCACACAGUUGAACUUAAAAGAUUGCGUAAAGAUUGGCGUAGAGUUGUUAGAAAUCAAAAGCGAGAUAAUUUGGAUGAAUUGGGGCACCCUGUUUACACAGAUCACUCAGAGGAACCAACUCCGACCACUCAAACCCCACAACCAAACGCUUACUUGCAACAUUCUGUCGAUUUGCUCGUUGAUGGCGUAGGCGCUUUUUGGGAUACACUUCGCAGUGGACCUGGACUCCAACCGAAUGGCAGAUGA